This is a messenger RNA of Girardinichthys multiradiatus, 2852 nucleotides long. It is a transcript of the gene rnf169, whose product is annotated as ring finger protein 169. Lineage: Eukaryota; Metazoa; Chordata; Actinopteri; Cyprinodontiformes; Goodeidae. The coding region runs from base 132 to 2006 and encodes 624 amino acids. Gene Ontology annotation, molecular function: nucleosome binding; ubiquitin-protein transferase activity. Gene Ontology annotation, biological process: double-strand break repair. The transcript has 6 exons. Gene Ontology annotation, cellular component: site of double-strand break; nucleus. The record is from RefSeq and is a predicted model, not a curated record.
UGCACUGUACAUCCUCUAAAAGUGAUUAUGUUGCUUCAGCGUCUAGCAGAUAAAACACAGAAUGACGUUGCUGCCAGCCUCUGCCUCUAAUAGCAAUUAGCCUGGCCACUGAUUACCUUAUCAAGCGGUUGAUGGGUGAUGUGCGUGCUUUUAUUUUGAAAAUUCUGACUCCCGCCACAGCAGCCUCGCGCCGCUGUGUCCCGGCCCCGCGGUUGGCGGGCUGUACGUCCAGCUUUCGCUCGCGCUGUUUUCGGCAGGGGGCGGGGUUUGUUUUUAGAGCGGACCUGAGAGACAAGAUGGCGACCGCAGGGUUUGCCGAACGUCGAGCCAGUCCGGCCGGCACCGUCGUAAACACGUCCCGGUCAGGGCCCGGCACCGCCAGGGCCGCCCGGUAUCGCUCAGGUUCCGGCCCGCCGGAGAAGUGCUUAGCUUGCUCAGAGAACCGGUCUGGGUCCGGCUCGGCCUGUUCCCGGUGCCUGGCCCGGAGAGUCCCGGGCAGAGAGGAGAGAAUCCGGAGAAGAAGUGACCCCGAGAGAGGCAGCAGUAGAGCGGGAAAGAGGGACAGCGAGAGCCGGAGAGAGGUCUUCAUCUGUCCAACCCUCCUCCCGAAGUCUGCAGACGGUACUUCAGGUCCAACAGGGAAACACAAGCUCCUGGUGUCUGACGACAGGGAUGAGAUGAGGAGGUGGAACUCUCUGAUGGGCAAAGACGAACCCGGAUCAGUCCGACGUGUUGUCGAGCCGGGAGUUCUGUCGGACUCGGAGAACGAGGAGCCAAUCAGCAGGAGGAUCAGGAACAUCUCUGCAUUCAUCAGGAAAACCAAAAACUCAUCUGCUGUCAGCAGUGGUUCUCAGAGGAGUCGUAGCUGCACCGAUUCAAUGGAGGACAGAGGACAAAAGAUGAAGGUCAUUGUCCCGCCUGUGGCCAUAAUGGAGCGGGUGGGAAUCAGCCACAGCUCGGCAGCUGGAAUCCUGCUGUCAUCUGAGAAUAGCCGCUCCAUCUCCGCUCCCAUCACCGCUCCCGACCGGAGGUUCACCUGGAGGGCGGUGCUGACAUCCUCGGCUCCUCUGAGUCUGCCGCCGCCCAGAGCCGAGCGCUCCAUCAGUCCAGAGAGCAACGACAGCAUCUCUGAGGAGCUCAACCACUUCAAGCCCAUCGUCUGCUCACCAUGCACCCCGCCCAAACGGCUGCCGGACGGCCGCCUGGUGGAGCCCACCAUCGUCAAGGCGACGCCUCGGAACCUGAGCCGCAGCCUGCAAAAGGCCACCAGUUAUGAGGCAAGUCCGGCCGUCCUGCAGAAGUGGAGGCAGAUCGAACUGGACCGACAGGGCCUAAAAGUCAAUUCCAGGGCCACUCUCACCAGUCCUGUCUCUGAGCUCGGCAAGACAAACGGAGGGGGCGGAGCCUCAAAGACGCGUCAGCAUCGAGCCGGCGUAGAGUUGUCAAACAGGAGGAGGCUGCUGUUCGAGCCUCCAGACAUGGACAACUUCCAGAAACAAUCCAUGAAGAUCCGGGUCCCUGCUGUCCGCUACAGCUGUGGCACCACCCUGAGAGGAUGUUCGGACUUUGAGCCAGGAGGCGGUAUGCCUGAGCCCUGCGGCGGGCCGGCGCCGUUCAGCCGGAAACACUCAUUCUCACCAUGCAAUAGCUCCAGAUUCCAGCCUGGAAAAUUUGUGCCAAAGGACACUUCAAGUCCCAGGAAGGAGUGGGACAGCACCAUCCACGACCAGUCUACCUCAAGGAGGGGCAAGAAGAGAAACCAGAAGACCAAACACCUGGAUCCAGCUCUGGAUCUGGACCUGAAGAGGAGGCGGCCAGGCCUCCAGCAGGAGGCGAUCCAACAGGAGCGACAGGACAGAGCAUUUGCCCUCAAACUGCAGAAACAGUUCAACCUAGAGAUCUGCAGGACCAGCCCCAACAGGUAUUUCCUGCGGUCCUGGAAGUCCACCCAGAACCGCAGGAGGCGGGGCCUGAGGACAUCCAGACGAAUCAGCAAGAAGGUCUGAAAUGGAGUCGGGCUCAGAUUCCAGUAACUCCGAUAUGCAAAGAGACCAAGGGAAAGUUUUUACAAGUUAAAUGUUUCUUCCAAACACCAGCAGAGCACCAAAAAUUAAUGGAGCUGCGAGCAGAUCCUGGACAGAACCUCCUGAUUGGACUUGGGGAUCAAUAAGUUUAGGUUCUUGAUUCCACAGAAACAGAACGGCUCUGAUGAUCAAUAAGCUGUUUUUAUCCAAUCAACCUGCCACCAUUGAUUACCGAUAAUCAGCCGAUCAGUUCUGGAGAUGCACCGAUUCAUGAGUGAAGGUACAGCAGGCCAAUAAAAUACUGACCUCCGUUUCAUUGUUACACCUGAAAGCAGGUGACAGUUUCUGUUGGCUUGCAGUAUCAUAUGACCCGCCUCCAUGUUUAUCUGUGAAGGUAUUGAUGAGUCAUUAUUUUAAGUUUACCCAUCUACAACCAAUCAGAACGCAGCUGAGACUGCUGCCUGUUCGGUGUGGGCGUGACGGGGUCAUAGCCUUGGUACGAACCCAAACCUGGUUCCGAUGCUGUGAUGAACACGGUGCAGUCUGCUGCAUGCCUGCCACCGCUGAAGUUUCUGUCAGGCUGCAGCUGGUGAAUCGGUGCAUCUCUAACACUUGAUAAAAUUCAUGAUUAACUGAAAGAAAUGAAAAAACUGCAUUUAAUGAAUUAGCUGCUCAGCAUCCUGGUCAGAAUGCUCCUUUCUGUACAUCAUGUAAAACAGCAGGAAUAAAUGUCAUAAAACAGGAAUGUGUCACCUGCAUACUGCUUUUGAUGGGUCAGCAAAAAUACAAAUUAAUGCAUAUAAUAAACUUCAUUUUUAUUUAAAAAAA